AUGGAAAAGUUGCUUGCACGCUACGGUGUCACUCAUCGUUUAUCUACCGCAUAUCAUCCACAAACGAGUGGACAAGUGGAGAAUGCGAAUCGCGGUAUUAAACGAAUCCUAGAGAAAACCGUUGGUAAGAAUAGAAAAGAUUGGACCGACAAGCUAGACGAUGCUUUGUGGGCGUUUAGAACCGCCUACAAGACCCUGUUAGGAACUACACCUUUCAUGAUCGUUUACGGGAAAGCUUGUCAUCUCCCCGUCGAGUUAGAGCAUAGGGCGCUUUGGGCUUUGAAAACCGUUAACUUAGAUAUGACCGAAGCCGCUAGGAAGCAUUUCUUCCAAAUUCAUGAGCUUGAGGAGCUUAGAGAUACGGCAUAUGCUCGAUCGUUGGGAAUAAAGGAGAAAACGAAGUUGUUGCAUGAUAAGAGGUUGAGGAAAGUGAAAGAAUUUAGCAAGGGUGAUAAAGUACUUCUGUACAACUCACGGUUGAAGCUUUUUGCGGGUAAGUUGAAGUCGAAGUGGUCGGGACCUUUUAUGGUUCAUUACGUGUUUCCGUAUGGAGCGGUGGAAAUCAUGGAUGAAAAGGAUGGCCGUAGUUGGAAGGUGAACGGCCAUCGUUUGAAGCACUACCUUGGAGGAGCGAUAAACAAGGAUGAUAGGGAGGUAACCCCUCUCGAAAUCCCACCUAAAGCCGCCAAUUAG
Molecule: messenger RNA, 693 nt
Organism: Helianthus annuus (common sunflower)
Lineage: Eukaryota; Viridiplantae; Streptophyta; Magnoliopsida; Asterales; Asteraceae
Exons: 1
Coding region: 1-693 (230 amino acids)
Biological process (GO): DNA integration
Molecular function (GO): nucleic acid binding
Source: RefSeq, a predicted model, not a curated record